AUGGACAGCCAGUUCUUCAGUGGCGGCCUGGUCCCUAAAAUCACGGACAGCGGCCAAGCUCAUGGCUUGACUUAUGACUACGAUAUCGGAUUGAAAAUAUCGAAAAGCGUGCAGUUCGCUUUCAACAACAGGCAUCAUCUGCGUCCGACGCUGCCAGCUUACGACCGCAAGUACAUCAAAGCGUCGUCCUACGACAAAGGGUGCGCUGAUCAACACUUCUCAUACUGUGACGAGAUUGAGCGAGGGCAUCUCGUUGGCGGAUACGUGCUUCACGGCGUCGACGAGCAGUACGACAGAUUCUUCCGACCCGAGAUUGCUUCCGUCCCGCAUUCAAGAUACGUCAACCAGACAGCCUACAAGAUAAUCGAGAGUGGCAUAUUCGAUCGCCUUCUCGCGGAAGAAGUGCAUGCCGUCAUUUCGGCCUUGUGCGCCUGCGGAGGCUGCGGAGUCGUUGCGGCCGAAGUCGAAUCGAAGAGAGUCCCAGCGCUUUAUGCGCUGAAGGCAGAUAUCAACGAGAUAACGCGUGCGGGCUUCAUCGAGUUCUUCGGGGAUCCUGUGCCGUUCUCCUUGUUGGACGACUUCUUCCUCGGUUAUGAGUGCUACGAUAGGCCGAAUGCCGCGUGGAACGGCAAGACGUUCGGCCGAGGCUACAUCCAAGGCCUCGAAGCGCUCUGCGGCGAGCACGUCAGCGUCAUCGACAGUGGCACGUGGUGUGCGACCACGCAGAUAUGUGCGGUCUGCGCAAGCAUGGCCAUCGAAGACGACUUCGCGCGCAACUGCGCAGCGAUGGUGGGAGAAACGGAUGGACCUGGAGGUGCAGUCCUUAGCUUCAGCGAAGAGACAGACGCCGACUCUUACUGUGACGGAGUAAAGCUUCUUCCUGGAGUCCGCGUGUUCAGGAUUGCGCGGUACGAAGGGAUAAUCGAACACUUUGGCGACAUUGCAGUCUACGGCGACGGCCUCGCCGAAUCAGAUGACGUGAGCGACGGCAACAAGCUGUGCAUCGUGAGUGACGGCGAUGUGAGAAAGCGCAUGAUCGAAUGUUGCAAGGUCGCCGAUGGAGCGUUCAAAAUCGGCGGCGGCGUCGCGUGCAAAGGAGCAAGUGGUUCCCCAAUCUUCUGGUUCACCCCGGACGGCGUCUGCGCGGGAGUCGUCGGCAUAGCGGCUCUCUUGCUAGCCGUCGACGCCAACAAAG
Molecule: messenger RNA, 1195 nt
Organism: Prorocentrum cordatum
Lineage: Eukaryota; Dinophyceae; Prorocentrales; Prorocentraceae
Source: the annotation of a GenBank genome assembly